This is a messenger RNA of Loa loa (African eye worm), 309 nucleotides long. RefSeq lists its product as hypothetical. Bases 1 to 309 code for a protein of 102 amino acids. The record is from RefSeq and is a predicted model, not a curated record. Lineage: Eukaryota; Metazoa; Nematoda; Chromadorea; Rhabditida; Onchocercidae. The transcript has 3 exons.
AUGGAAGUCCUGCAAAACUGUUUAUCGGUAUAUUAUGCACACCAUCAUACAUACACAACCGCUGUUAACUCACAAAAGGGAACUUUGAGAAAAAGAAAGAAAGAUAUUAGUUAUCGGACCAUCCAUAAUCGCGGAAAAAUUGUCAGUUAUCGUUGUAGAUCUUCGGCUUUCAAUGGUUCUGGAAUCACAUCAAAGGAUAGCGAAGAUGCUGUCCUUUAUGCAAUUAGUCAGGUGUUAACAAGAUCAACAGUUAUUUGUGCUAUUGCAUUGAUUAAACUCAACGAGGUGGUAACUAUUGUAUUCAAGUGA